AUGGCGGCAAGGCGACUGGCCAGCCUGGCCUACCGCUUCAGCGCCCUCUCACUGCCUUCUCCUGGUCUCUCUGUCGUAGUUCGCCGGCGGAUAGCUCAGACUCAACGUCGAGCCUCCUCAACAGCCCAUGCCCUUCAGCUCGACAAUCACGACGCGACCCCUUUAUCCAGCGCUCCCACCUUCGCACGCCCACCUCCAACCCCUCGAGACUCGUCCCCUACCUCAGGAGAGGCCAUCCUCCCCGCCGUCGUACUCCGCGACUAUCAGCACGACGCUAUCCAAGCAUGCCUCGACGCGCUCUCCUCCGGCCUGACCCGGAUCGGCGUCUCCUCUCCUACCGGCAGCGGCAAGACCACCAUGUUCAUGCACCUCAUCCCUCUCAUUGCGUCCCCCGAAGGAUCUCAGGACGGGCGAGGACGGACUUUGAUACUGGUGGGAAGUGUGGAACUGGCGAAUCAGGCAGAGGCGGCCGCAAGGCGGUUGUUGGGGGAGGGGUAUAGUGUGGAGGUGGAGCAGGCUGGACGGCGAGCGAGUGGGAGGGCUGACGUGACUAUCGCUACUUAUCAGACGCUGAACAAUGUGGAGAGGCUGAGGAAGCUCGAUCCGAGGUUGUUCAAGCUGGUCAUUGUGGACGAGGCACACCAUGCGGCCGCUAUAUCGUACCUGAGGAUGCUGCAUUACUUCAACCAGGAUGUCGAGCUGCCUGAGCUCAUGUCUCCGAUAGAACCCGCCGACCACGGUAAUAGGGUCCCCAUCGUAGGCUUCAGUGCGACUUUCAGUCGUCCAGACCAGCUUGCUCUCAGCGCAGUGUUCGAGAAGAUCGUCUACCACCGCGAGAUCACGUCGAUGCUGGAAGAGGGAUGGCUCUCGCCCGUCAGAUCCACCUCCGUCAAGUGUAAUCUCAACCUCAGGACCGUCGAGCUCAACAGCCAGGGCGACUUCAAUGCCGCUUCUCUAGCAAGUCAUUUGAAUACGCCCGAUGUCAACAACUUGGUCGUCGGUACUUAUCUCCAUCGGGCAUCUGACCGCCGAUCAACCCUCGUCUUCUGCGUCGACCUCACACAUGUCGCCGAUCUGACUCAAGCCUUUCGUGAUGCCGGUGUUGAUGCGAGAUCCGUCUCGUCGCUAUCUCGGCCGCAUGAACGCAAGGAGACGAUCAGGGCGUUCUCGUCGGGCGAGUUCCCGGUUUUGAUCAAUUGCGAGGUUUUGACGGAAGGCACAGAUAUCCCCCAGAUUGACUGUAUCAUACUAGCCCGGCCAACAAAGAGCAAGAACCUCUUGGCCCAGAUGGUUGGACGAGGUCUCCGACUCUGCCCCGAAACAGGCAAGACCGAGUGCUACCUCAUCGACAUCGUCGACAAUGUCUCGCGUUCAAACGGGAUGCUGGUCUCGCCGACACUUUGGGGAUUGAGCCACGACGAUAUGGCGGAGGAUCAGCGUCGCGCGAUGGAGGGCGAGCAACAACAACAUGGAGAAGAGACCGCAUCUGUGAGGCCAGGCGGAGGGGGCGAUGUGUCAGGUAUGAAGGUCACGUAUCUGGACCAUGAUGAUCCGUUCCGGCUCGCCAAGAAGGGGGACGCGCCCUUAGCUGUCAUGUCAAACAGUGCCUGGGUCAAUUGCGGGAAGAGCCGGUAUAUCCUGGAGCUCCUCGACCAGGGCUAUAUGCUCGUUGAACCAUCACCUGCGGCGGAGGCUGCAGCAUGGUCCGUCAACUACCGUCAAAAGCUCCCCGCCUAUCUCGGCCACUUCUCUCCCAAAGUCCGGCAGGUCGCUCUGGCGGAUACGCUCGAGCGGGCACUCCAGACCGCCGAUAGAUAUGCAGAGAAGAAGGUGGGGAGGGAGUUGUUUUUGAAACUCUCUCGAUACGCCCCUUGGCGACACCGUCCGCCCUCCCCUAGAGCCCUCGAGCAGGUGAUCAGGAUGAAGGGUGAUCCGGUCCGAGAUGCGAAGGGGAAUUUGAUCGCGGUGAACAUGAUGGGAAGGCUGAUGCCUGUUGAGAAGAUCACUGCUGGGCACGUGGCUUCCUACCUUUGUGCCGCAAACCAUGGGGGUGUUGGGGCUAGAAAGUCGAUGGACUCGGCAGAGAGAACGAAAGAGACCCGCAAACUCGCCAAAGAAGAGAAGGCUCGGAAGCUGGCCGAGAGGAACCUCGCCUUGCCAUCGUGA
Messenger RNA from Dioszegia hungarica, 2166 nucleotides. Its product is annotated as P-loop containing nucleoside triphosphate hydrolase protein. The record is from RefSeq and is a predicted model, not a curated record. Bases 1 to 2166 code for a protein of 721 amino acids. NCBI's taxonomy places the organism in Eukaryota, Fungi, Basidiomycota, Tremellomycetes, Tremellales, Bulleribasidiaceae. Gene Ontology annotation, molecular function: ATP binding; hydrolase activity; DNA binding. The transcript has 13 exons.